This is a messenger RNA of Ailuropoda melanoleuca (giant panda), 3300 nucleotides long. It is a transcript of the gene MGAT1, whose product is annotated as alpha-1,3-mannosyl-glycoprotein 2-beta-N-acetylglucosaminyltransferase. The record is from RefSeq and is a predicted model, not a curated record. The transcript is spliced from 4 exons. The coding region runs from base 791 to 2134 and encodes 447 amino acids. NCBI's taxonomy places the organism in Eukaryota, Metazoa, Chordata, Mammalia, Carnivora, Ursidae. Gene Ontology annotation, molecular function: alpha-1,3-mannosylglycoprotein 2-beta-N-acetylglucosaminyltransferase activity. Gene Ontology annotation, biological process: protein N-linked glycosylation. Gene Ontology annotation, cellular component: Golgi apparatus.
GAGGGGAGGGCCCGGCCGCCGGGGGUCGAGGGGGUGGGGCCUGGGCCGCCUGUCGGGACCCAGCCUGGGGCCUGGACUCCGACCCGGGAGGGCCACGGCUUCCCGCUGAGACCGGGCGGGCGGGAUCCAGGUUAACACUGAAAUCAGCCUUCUGGCCAUGCCAGCUCUAUGGCCUGUUUCUUCUCAUGAACCCCAGCAGAAGACAGACCGGCCAGUCCUCACAGUGGAUGACUUCCCUUCCCUGAGCAAGCGAUGGGAUAGAACCUGGGAUCUGCCCAACACCAGACUCUGGGCUUAAUAAGCCAGCUGAAUGAAGGAAUGUAACAGACCCCUGGGAGGGACACUGAACCCUGCAGUGGGGGGGGGAGGGGCCUGGACAUACCCCUUCCCCCCCAGACUCCUCCCCCUCAGAGUCCACUCAGCCAUGGACUUUGGACCUGGAUAAGAGGAGAGAAGCUGCACUUUGUUUGGUGUAUCUAAUUUGGGAGACGAAGUUUUGGAAAUGGAGUGCUGGAAGGGGGUUUGAUGAUCUCCAGGGGAGCAGCUGAGAGAAGAGAAGAAAGGUCUCGUGGUUCUUACCCCCAGGACAAGUCUGUCCUCUGCUCCUGUACUCAGAGUGAACAGCUCUCAUUCCCCACCUCGAAAGAAAAAAAAAAAAGAAGGUGCAUGGCUGCGUCCUAAUCCCGAAGGCCAGAGAGCGCGUCCCUGGGGCUGCCGACGUGACGUGAAAUAGGCCAGCCAAGGGCAGCCUCGCGCCCCACCCCUGCCGUCCCGCCCUGCGGGGGCCAGGAUGCUGAAGAAGCAGUCUGCAGGGCUUGUGCUGUGGGGCGCCAUCCUCUUCGUGGCCUGGAACGCCCUGCUGCUGCUCUUCUUCUGGACGCGCCCGUCGCCCGGCAGGCUGCCGUCGGAAAGCGCCUUGGAUGACGACCCUGCCGUCCUCACCCGCGAGGUGAUCCGCUUGGCGGAGGACGCGGAGGUGGAGCUGGAGCGGCAGAGGGGGCUGCUGCAGCAGAUCCGGGAGCAUCAUGCCCGCUGGAGCCAGCGCUGGAGGGCGCCCACUGCCACCGUGCCUGCCCCGCCGCGCGCGCCCGCGUCCUCCGCGCCGGCCGUGAUCCCCAUCCUGGUGAUCGCGUGUGACCGCAGCACGGUGCGGCGCUGCUUGGACAAGCUGCUGCACUACCGGCCGUCGGCCGAGCACUUCCCGAUCAUCGUCAGCCAGGACUGCGGCCACGAGGAGACUGCGCAGGUCAUCGCGUCGUACGGCAGCGCCGUCACGCACAUCCGGCAGCCGGACCUGAGCAGCAUCGCCGUGCCCCCCGACCACCGCAAGUUCCAGGGCUACUACAAGAUAGCGCGCCACUACCGCUGGGCGCUGGGCCAGGUCUUCCACCGCUUCAAGUUCCCGGCCGCUGUGGUGGUGGAGGACGACCUGGAAGUGGCGCCGGACUUCUUCGAGUACUUUCAGGCCACGUACCCGCUGCUGCGGGCCGACCCCUCCCUCUGGUGCGUGUCCGCCUGGAACGACAACGGCAAGGAGCAGAUGGUGGACUCGAGCAAGCCCGAGCUGCUCUACCGUACGGACUUCUUCCCGGGCCUGGGCUGGCUGCUGCUGGCCGAGCUCUGGGCCGAGCUGGAGCCCAAGUGGCCCAGGGCCUUCUGGGACGACUGGAUGCGCAGGCCCGAGCAGCGGCAGGGCCGGGCCUGCGUGCGGCCCGAGAUCUCCAGAACCAUGACCUUUGGCCGCAAGGGUGUGAGCCACGGGCAGUUCUUUGACCAGCACCUCAAGUUCAUCAAGCUGAACCAGCACUUCGUGCCCUUCACCCAGCUGGACCUGUCCUACCUCCGGCAGGAGACCUAUGAUAGAGAUUUCCUCGCCCGUGUCUACGGCGCUCCCCUGCUGCAGGUGGAGAAAGUGAGGACCAGUGAGCGGAACGAGCUGGGGGAGGUGCGGGUGCAGUACACCGGCAGGGACAGCUUCAAGGCCUUUGCCAAAGCCCUGGGAGUCAUGGACGACCUCAAGUCCGGAGUCCCCAGGGCCGGCUACCGGGGCAUCGUCAGCUUCCUGUUCCGGGGCCGCCGCGUCCACCUGGCCCCUCCGCAGACCUGGGAUGGCUAUGAUCCUAGCUGGAAUUAGCUGCGCCUUCCUGUCCCGCCGAGCUCCUUCCUUUCCGUAUCACGGGCUGAGAUGGGACCGUGUCCCUGGGCUGCAUCGUCCUCUCUGUGUGUCUCUCUUGGGUACACUUACCUUUUCUUUUUCUUUUCUUUUUUUCUUUUCUUAUUUUUCUUUUUCGAAUGGCAUUCAAGAGCACAGAGGGUAAGGUGAAGGCCAUUCUCCUGUUCUCAAGGGGGUCAAAUCAGGGGAACCUUUCAGGGGUAUGUUGGGCGGUAUUAAGCAUGAAACCACUGUGUGGUAGGGGGACACUUGGGCAUGUUGGGGCCACAGACUUCCAUGUUCCAGGUUUUCUCCCAGAGCAUCUGCAGAGAAGUGGGCAGCCUUAGCUCUCUUGACCUGCUCUCUUUCCCGUGUCCUGGCUCUUCCAACCAGGGUAUGAGCUCACCUCCUGUAUCUGCUCCCUAUUCCCACCUUCCCCCAGUUUGAGGGGUUGUUGGGUUAUUUGAAAAGGGGACUUAUCUGUGGCCAAAAUGAGACUAACCAAAGGGGUGUCAUCAUCAGAGUCUGGUGGAGCUAUUGAGCUUUCAGGGUUUACCGCCACCCACCCCUAUUUCUCUUCUACUGCUUUCCUUAUCCCUGACCACCUCUCUGCUCUUCCUUCCUUGCAGCUUAGCAGUUUGUGAUUCUAGGAUGAAAAGUGGAAGGGGUAGAGCAAGACUUCUCAGCUUAUUUCCAGAAGUGGGGGGGAAACGUGGUAGGGAGAAAGCCUUGGUGUGCUGGGACACGCCUCCCUCAUCCUGCCUCAAAGAAACAGACUCUGUUCCUGGGUCCUGGCCUUUCUAAAAAUUGAUCCCUUCCCUGUUGUUGUAGGAGGUAUCACGCUGGCUUUGUGGAAGAGAGAUUAGCUCCUCGUGUCCUUUUUCCCCUGGGGUUUGGUGCACAGGCUCCUCCCUGAAGGUUGAGGCAUCCAGAGGCCCUCUCAGGAUGAGGUGGAGCAGUGGAGACAGGAUGGCUCCUGCCUCCCUCCCCUAUCCCCCUGGGCAUUCCCUUGUCUGCUCAGAUUAGGAUGAGGAUGGCAGGUUGGAGAGCAGUGUGUUUGUUUUUGCUUCUGGGCUGACCUCAGUUCAUGGAAGAAAGUUGAAGCUACAGAAUUAUUUUCAAAAAUAAAGGCUGAAUUGUCUGAAAAA